Messenger RNA from Homarus americanus (American lobster), 376 nucleotides. Its product is annotated as ubiquitin-protein ligase E3B-like. Gene Ontology annotation, biological process: ubiquitin-dependent protein catabolic process; protein polyubiquitination. Gene Ontology annotation, molecular function: ubiquitin protein ligase activity. The record is from RefSeq and is a predicted model, not a curated record. The transcript has 2 exons. The coding region runs from base 18 to 353 and encodes 111 amino acids. Lineage: Eukaryota; Metazoa; Arthropoda; Malacostraca; Decapoda; Nephropidae.
UGUGCUACAAGAGUGAAAUGGUUGGUCAGCUGUGGCAGGUCCUCCUGUCUCUUGGACCAUUGUGUGGGCUCAAGAGCUUCCUCGACCUCCUAUCUGUGUCCACCAAAGCCACGGCGCCAGAAUUCCACAUGUUGGUGCUCUUUUGUGAUGCCACCACUCACCUGGUGACAGUCCUGGAUGACUUGGAGAUGUAUGAACAACAGAGACCUUUUACUCUACCUGACUACUCAACUAUGGCAGCCUUCCUCAACAGCUUUACCUACAAGGUACAGUACAGUACUGUACUCUCAGUAAGUGAGAACAUUGAAGCCUGUGUUACCUGCUACUGUACUGUAGUAGUACUGUACAUGUAAGACACUGUCCAAUAUUACCCUUG